This is a messenger RNA of Pseudoliparis swirei, 2868 nucleotides long. Its product is annotated as filamin A-interacting protein 1-like. The record is from RefSeq and is a predicted model, not a curated record. Lineage: Eukaryota; Metazoa; Chordata; Actinopteri; Perciformes; Liparidae. The coding region runs from base 405 to 2540 and encodes 711 amino acids. The transcript has 2 exons.
UCCACAUCACUGGGAUCUCAGGGAAAGGGAGAAGGAGAAGAGUAGAGGCGAUUCAUUCUCUCAGGAUUUUUAAAAGGACCCGAGGCCGACGGCACAGCAGAAGACUCAAGCUCCUGCUUGUGAAGGAGAGACAAUACCAGGAGAUUAAGGAGAAGGCAAGUGAACGAGAAGCGUCGACUCUAAAGGACGAGCUCGACGAGCUGAAGGCGUUUGCGCCGCCGGUUGUCCGGGAGCAACGGCGUCUGAGCGAGCUGCUGGAGGAGCAGAGGCUCCGCGUUAAAGAACUGACCGCCGUCGCUGACCACGUCGAGCGGCAGGUCAGUGCUGCUCACCCCAGCGCAAAGGAGGAGCUCAAACCCCUGCACCGUAACCGAGUUUCCAUCUUCCGCCAAAGCCAGGGCGCCAUGACGACCCCGAGCCUGCUGUCAGAGGUGGAGUUGCUGAGGAGGAGGGUCGUGGAAAUGGAGGGAAAGGACGAGGAGCUGAUACGCAUGUGGGACCAGUGUCGAGACCUGGACCGCAGCCUGUCCAGGGAGACCAGCCACUGUCGGAGCUUGAAAGUGGAGGUGGAUAAACUCAAUGGGCGAAUCAGCGAAAUGGACCGGAUGGAGGAGGUUUUGGGGAAGAGCAAGCAGGACUGCGGUGUUCUGAAGGGCAGCUUGGAGCGAGAGAGGGAGGUCAGCAAGGCGCUGCGUGGCGAGCUGGACGCUCUGAAAACCAAGGUGAGGGAGCUGGAGGCCGCUGAAGGCCAACUGGGAAAGAGUGAGGCGGUGAUUAGACAGGACCUGGCCAAGCUCAGGUCACUGACCGUGGCGCUGGUGGAGGACAGAAAGACCACGGCCGAGAGGCUCCGACAGGCGGAGGAGAAGCUCAACAGGAAGGAGGGCAAAAGAAAUGAGCAAAGCAAUUUGGCAACGAUGACAGAGAGACUGAGAGAGGAGAGGCAGCAGGCACUGAGGUCAAAGGCCGAUUUAGAGGAGAGGAUGAAGGGCAUGGCGAAGGAGAAAUGUGACCUCCGAGACAGACUUCAAACCGAAGGGGAGAGGAACGGGGAGCUGCAGAGUAAAUACACGACGACGAAGAAGAGAUUACAGGUCUUGGAGAACCGGAGAGAGAGAGAGAAGUGCACACACGGCUCCCUUCCAAACAAUGCUGACCACCGCUGCCACUCGGAGGACAACAGAGUCAAGGAGUUGACCCUGGAGCUGGAGCGGUUGCAAAAGAGACUACGAGACAAGGAGGUGUUGGAGGAAGGAUUGAUGACGGUGGAAAAAGACUUUGAGUCCCUGCAGAAGAGGUUCAGGGAUGAGCAGCGGAGGUCCCGUGCUCUGGCGGAGGAGCUGGAGGUGGCAAAGAGGGAGCUGUCGAGGUAUGAGCAGGCGGAGAAGCAGGAGGUCAACCAGGAGCACCUUCUCCUUUGCCGUCUUCAGAAGGAGCAGGUCAAGUCCAGACUGCUGGGCAGAGAGGUGGACGCCCUGAAGCAGAAGCUCCAGCAGCUGAUGGGAACCGAGGAGUCCGUCUGCAGGGCCCAGGCGGCCCGCUCCACGCUGCAGAGGAGGCUGACCCGGCAGGAGGCCAGUAACCAGGAGCUGGCCAGAGAGAUGAAGGAGCUGUGUGGCGAGUUGGACCGGCACGGGCAAGUGAAGAGUCUCACGCCGGGCGCCGACCGGCAUCGGGCCACCAAAGAGGUUCAGACCGAGCCGGCGGACUUUCGCGAGUCCGGCGAGGCACCGGGUGGAGAACACCGGGACGAGGAGAGACACAGCUCUCCGGUCAGCAACCUGAACAGCACCAACAACAACAUGAGCCGAUACGGCGUCGACGUGCACCAAGCGGCCAACGGGGAGGUGGUGAUGUUGACGCACACGCCGGGGCAGCCCUUGCAGAUCACGGUCACCCCCCAUCACAUCCUCAACACGGCCACGCUGGAGAUCAGCAGCCCCAACGGAGACGCCGCCGCCUCCUACACCAGCACGGCCCUCAUCGCCACCGGCGGAGCCUCGCCCAGACAGAGGAUCACGAUCAUCCAGAACUCGGCUCUGUCCGCAGUCAACGCCAGGACCCCGCCGCCGAGCCCCGACCGCACCGCCUCGCCGAUCUCUCGGGCGUCGAAUCCAAAUUCGCCGCGCUGCGCGACGCCCGACCGCGGCGGCUCCCCGGUCCAGGUCGGCGCCGCGAGGACCGCCUCCCCGGAGCCCGCCGACGGCGCGAAUCCGGCGGUCUGCCGCGAGACGCCGGAGCGGCGGAGCAGCCGGCAACCUCAGAGGACCGGCGGCGGCGGCGCGGACACGAGUCCCGGCAUCGUCGCCACGGAGGAUAACAGGAUCCACAUCCACCUGGGGAGCCCGUACGGCCAGUCGCUGAACGGGACCACCCCCGUCGGGCCGUACUACCUCCGGCACGAGCAGAGGACUCAGGUGCUCGCCAGCGGCUGCCACGUCAAAGGCGUCGGCGUGAUUACGAGUAGCAUCACGAUAUCCCCCGCUGCCUCUUCAGCUUCACAUUCCUCCAACAUCACAGUAAGUGGCCUUUUCCAUUAGGUGAACAUGAAUAUAUUCUCAACAUGUAGGAUUAUGGUUUCAGUCGCAUCCGCCGGGCCAGACCACGAAAGCAAUUCACUCCAUCUAAUGAAAACCCAGAGUUUUUUUGGUAUCAUUCAUGAAAUAAAUGCCUUGUGUUCUUCAUCCAAUAAGAGCCUUUGUGUAUCCUAUUCGAUCUAGUUAGUGUGUGCUUAGACUGACUGACUUUAAUAAACCCGUGUGAGAGCGAAGAGACGCCGUAUGGCUGCCAAAUAUGUGAUGUGCUUUUUUCAAUUUUCAUCAUUGUUCAUUUUCUGUUUAUUAAAAAUGUUUGUUGUGAUUUUAUUCA